Molecule: messenger RNA, 1981 nt
Organism: Sipha flava (yellow sugarcane aphid)
Lineage: Eukaryota; Metazoa; Arthropoda; Insecta; Hemiptera; Aphididae
Exons: 10
Coding region: 131-1918 (595 amino acids)
Source: RefSeq, a predicted model, not a curated record
UUUAAACUCAAAAAUGUAUUUCCGUGUAGAAAACGUGAAUUAUUAUUUCUAUUAACUAUUAGUUUGUGCAUAUAUUAAUCCGUGGUUGAAAAUUAAAACUAUUCGAAUCGUUUAUCGUCCACCAACGAAAAUGGACUUGCAAAACUUGGAUAAUUAUCCUGUUUACAUAUUAAAUGUAGUACCAGAACUUUCCGAGGAAAGCAAUCCACAAAUGUCACAACAAAUAAAUUCUGAUGAACCGCUGGCAUACAACUUUUAUCUUCCAAAUGUUGAGGACCAUACUACAAUGGUGAACAGAGAAAUAAUUCUACCAGUAGAUUCUAGAAAAAAUAAAUCAAAGCCAGUUAGGCAAUCGCCCUACGGAAAAAUUGUGCACAAUAUAGCAGGAAAUCAUAAACAAAAUACUGAGGCCCAUAGCAAUACAUUUUCAGAAAAAUCUAUAAGUGAUCUAUCGUCAUUAUUAAAAGAUGAAGAUAUCAAUAAUGACAAUGAACAAGUACUGAAAUAUGACAAAAAAACUGACACAAAUGUAAUUUUUCAUUUAGUAAGACCAACUGAUUUAGAAGAAAGGCCUGUUGAAAUAAAAGUACCAAAACGAGGAAGACCCCGAAAAAUUGUUUCCGAACAAAUUAAGACUGAAAAAAAUCAAAAUGAAACAUCAAAACCAGAAGAUAUAAUUGAAUAUCCACUAAUAUCUACAAAAUCUGGUCGUUUGAGUAAACCUCCAAAACACUUAUUGAAUGGUGAAAAAAUAAUUGAAACCAAAAAAAAUUUGCUACCAAUAAUUGAUAAUGAUGCUAUUUUAUGUAGAAAAAAAGUAAAAUAUAAUGUGAAAUCAGAUUUUGUUUGUGGAGGAUGUGGUAAAACUUAUUUGGGUCAUAAACGAAUGCAAGAACAUUUGGAAAGGUUUCCUACUCAUAAAAUUAAUUCAGUUGAACAGCAAGUUGAUUCAGAGUUACAAGAUAUUUUUAAAAACCUUCAAGAAACACCAACAAACAUUAAUGUUGAAGUAAUUAAUGGUAAAAAAGAAACUCAUACCCAAACAGAGAAUUCAAAAGAUCGACAUUGCGGUUAUAUUAAGUCAAAGAAAAAUUUGGCGAUUCAUUUGAAACAAGUCAUGAAACAUUUAAAAAAGUCAAACCUCAUUAAAUCAUUGUCUGGAACAGUAUCGGUUUGGGAUUUAUUAUCGAGUAAUCUUGAGAGUGGAAAUUUACAAGAAUUUUCUAAAGAGUUACAAACUCUCAUUAUAAAUUUAAAAAGUGUAUCAAAAUCUUUGAAACUAGUAUCAAAGUGUGAAUCUAGUCUUAUAAACCACAAUCAAAUGUUCAUUGACGAUUCUUUAGGGCAUUUGUUUGGCUUAUCACAAGGCACUUAUACUUUACAUAACAUUGAAAACGAAUAUGAAAUGGAACAAUCUUCUAAUGUUUGGACUAUGUCUUCUCCCUCAAAAUCUGUUGAACCCAAAACAUCUACACCCCAAAAUUUAAAUCGGCAUUCUAGUCCUAUUCACUUAAAUCUUUUUGACAGUCAAUCUUCAAAGGUAGAUUUCUUGUUGAGUUCCAGCAUGGAAGAAUCAAUAAUGUGCGAAGACAAUCAAGCCGUUUUGGAAAGUGUAGACGGUCUUGUAUCUGAAAGAUUACGUUCUAUGACUGACCAUUUGCACUCGGAUGUACCUAUAAUUGAUUAUCCAAUUGCGUCUACUUCAUCUACAUCCAAUGUCUCUCAACCAGAUUCCUUUAUGAGUCAUGGGGUCUACGAAGUUUUUAGUAACGAACUGAAUUUGGUACCUACAUCUACAGAAGAGUUUAUUAAAAGCUUAGAACAAUUUGAACCCUUAAAUGAUUCUGAUAACACUUUAAGCACGGAACCAAGAAUGUUGGACUUUGAAGAUCUACAACAUACAUUUCAUACAGCUUAAGUCUUAAAAUGCAAUUCAUAAACUGUUAUUUAUUGAAUUUAUUUAUACAUUUAACCUAGUCAU